AUGGAAGUUGAUGGUGAUAAUUGGAACGUGAAUCCUUCGGAUGGGACUAAAUUUGCACAUUUAAAGGCUUUUGUGAAUGCGACAAGGGAGUUCGAAGCUACACAUAGUGAAACUGCCAUAAACUUAUUAACAAGAUACUUAGGCCUUAUAGCAUCAUCUUGUGACCUAUCAAUAUUCUCACCUGGUAGAUCAGAGGUGUGUGCCUUCUUCAAUUCACUAUGGAGAGCGAUGUCAGAUGCUAGAGGUCCACAUUGGGCUGGUGUUGCAGUUCUGGCAAGAGCAUGUAUGGAACCCAGUGCAAGAUAUGCACUCACCCAUACAUACAAGUUUAUGCCUAUCCUUGCAAGACUUCUCUCUGACACAGUAUCAAAUGACAAGAAAAUAAAAUUACUAUCUGUAAUGCAGGACAUUUCAUAUGGAAUAAAAAUUAAUUGGCAAGAGUCAUAUUUAGCUGAAUUAAUGAAGACGUUAACAAGUUGGAUAGUGCAACCGAUGCUUGAGCCACAGCAUAGAACAAUUGGUCAUAAGUCUCUUACUGUGCUGAUAAAUCUGUGCUAUGGAAAUUUACCCGCAAUAUAUGCUUUAAUGAGGACUGUGGAUACAAAGGAGUUUGUUGUUCACUUAAUAAGCUUAAAGGAUGGUGGUUAUGGUGGCGUCGAAGUAUGUAGACUAUUACUUUGCCUGUCAAGUGCCACUCGUAGUGCAUCUACCACACGCCAAGCAGAUGUGCAUAGUUACUUGUGUUGUACGAUGAAGACAUUCAAUAAGGCCAUUGUGGAAAGUGACGAAACUCAACUACUCCACGCGUAUACGUUUAUCAACGAUUUAUGUUCAGAUGAGAAUCUACGUAACUACGUACUCACGUACCCACAUUUUAAUAAUUCACUCAAGGAUGCAUUGAAGGAUGCUGAUAGUCUCUGCAAGGUGAAUCAAGGGGAUACAAUGGAGCCCGAAAGUACCGCAGGGUGUUUGCAAAAUGUUCUCAAAUUUCUUACUGUUCUAGUCAGUUUGGAUCUAUAUUCCCUGCGGAGUCAUCACAUUGAUGUUGUAUGUCUGUGUAUGAAAGCGAGUCGCGUGUGUCUGGCUGAAUCCUUGGAGUUGUUCGCUGCCAUCAUCACACAGUAUCGAGAGGAAGGUAGACUGCCGAAGGAACUAAUAUCGGUGCUAAGUGAUGGGUUGCCGGCUUUAUUGGUGCCACCAUCUAUGGAACCGGGCAAAGCUGGCUUGCAAUGGAAUGGUCCAGUGGGGAGUGAAGUGUCCCAACAAGCCGUGAUAGUGUCGUGUCGUACUGGGUUGAGUUUAGCGCCUUUGGAUCGAAAUUGGGAGGCUGCACUCAAUAGGAUGCUGGCCCAUCACCAGGUUCGAAAAUUGUUGUGUUCCGGUCUAUCUGGCAAUAACGCGUCUCGCAGGAGACAGAUCUUGCAGUUGAUCAAACAUCACUACUUCCCCUCAGACCAAAUGAAUCAGGUAUUUGGUGAAAAUGUGAAUAGUGUAUCAGACUUAAGCGUGGAGAGUUUAUCGCCUCGAGUGGACAUGGAAAGUGAGAUGGUGACUUUUGGUCCUUCGCAACAGACUGCUGUGGAUGACCUCGUCACUAGACUUAAUAAGGAAUUGGAUUCGGGGAGAAUCACAAAUAUUGCUACGUCGAGUGUAAUGGAGUUGUACGGGUACAAGAUCACGUGCUUGGAGCAAAGGCUGCAUUCGCAUUCCGUGGCUCUACAGGGUGCCACAGAUCAUAUGGCGUCGUUGCAGCACGCGCUCGCAUUACUUCAAGCAACAAACAGCACGCAACAAGACGUUCUUUAUACCACACAGAUGCAGACUGAGAGACAUAAAAAGACAAUAGAGGAAUUACAUAAACAAUUAGAGGAUGCGGAAACAACGCUGCGUGGUUUCCGAGCGAAGUUAGCCGCAGAACGGCUUGAUAAGGAUAAACAGAGGGAGAACGCGCAAAAGGAAUUCAGACAACAAUUAACUAAUAUCGAAAACGAAAUGAAAGCCCGUGAGCGCGAGUCCGAGGAGAGGUUCAAGCAAGCGGAGAUAGAGUAUAAAGCACUUCAAAAGAAACUUGAACAACAGACCAGCAAAAACAGUGAAUUAGCUGGUGUACUCAUAAAGUUUGAAGAGCGAGUGAAGCAACGGGACAAGAAACUCGAAGAGGCGGCGAACGGAGAGAACUCUUUAAGAAGGGAGAUCGAGAUGCGGGACAACAUGAUAAAGCAACUAGAGAAGACAGUGGUAGAGAGAGAGAACAGACUGUACCAAGUGACGAAUCAGUUGGAAGAGAUGAAGCGAGUGCAAGAGAUGGUCGCCAAACUCAUGACCAAGAGUUCUUCUAAUGUUUCCACGUGA
Molecule: messenger RNA, 2352 nt
Organism: Pieris macdunnoughi
Lineage: Eukaryota; Metazoa; Arthropoda; Insecta; Lepidoptera; Pieridae
Source: the annotation of a GenBank genome assembly